Molecule: messenger RNA, 2321 nt
Organism: Clupea harengus (Atlantic herring)
Lineage: Eukaryota; Metazoa; Chordata; Actinopteri; Clupeiformes; Clupeidae
Product: WD repeat, SAM and U-box domain-containing protein 1
Biological process (GO): protein ubiquitination
Molecular function (GO): ubiquitin-protein transferase activity; protein binding
Source: RefSeq, a predicted model, not a curated record
AGCGCUGAAUGUAGCUUACUUGUACCUAUUCCUUUUCGCCUCAGAGUAUGUGAUAAGUUAGUGAAGUAAUAUGUGUGCAUUAGACUAGGCUACUAUUCUCAUCCAAAUUCACAAACUCCUGAUGUUUGUUGAUAUUAUGAUAUCAACGUUAGUCGAAAUUACAGAUAAUUCUCAAGGCUUAUUCACACUGUUCAUUUAGCAUCGUACCAUUACUAUUGAAUAAAAAGCAUUAAAAAUGUCUAUCAUAUUUAACGCAAGUAUACUUCGGCAAAUGCUGCGGUUGCCUGUGUUUGCUGCGCCAUCUUGUGUGUGUAAUUAUAUUGCAUCAUGUAUUAGUGCGAAUUCACAGGUGAAUGAUUGCUUUGAAAAUGGCCUCGGCGAUUCAUACACUGCGAGACCACAGGGAUGAUGUGAAUUGCUGCGCCUUUUCGGCAACUUUGUUGGCGUCCUGCUCCGGGGAUAAGACUGUCCGUGUGUACUCCCUCAAUGACUUUUCCGAGUUGCGUUUCUCCCCACUUUCGGGUCAUGGAUAUGGGGUACACUGGUGUUGUUUUAGCAGCUGUGGAAACUACCUUGCGUCCUGCUCCACGGAUGCUACUGUUAUCAUAUGGAGUAUGGACACGGGCGAAAUUAUGUUAAAAUAUGAACACCCCGGUCGAAGCCCCGUCAGAGUCUGUGCGCUCACCCCCGACUCUUCUUUAGUUCUAUCCGGUGCAUCCGACGGGACAGUUGCACUGUGGGAUUUUCAGUCAACGACUCUCCGCAGGACAGGUGCUGUCACUGAGGCCACUGUGGCGGCCUGCUCCUUCACUCCUUGUGGCCAGAUGUUUGUAACCGGAUGCACUCUGGGAGAUCUGAAGAUCUGGGACUUGGACCUGGUCCAGCUUCACACACAGAAGGACGCACAUGACCUAGGAGUUACCUGCUGCCAGUGUGACUCCAUCUCUCACAUUGACGGAGAGAGGGUGAAGUUUCGAUUGGUCUCCUGUGGGCAGGAUAGCCAGCUGAAGAUAUGGAUCAUCUCUCAGCAUGCUGUCGCAGGCUGUCAUAUGCAGCUGCUGCACACUCUAAAAGCCCAAUCUGGCCCGGUGGUGUCUUGUGCCUUCUCCAGUGAUGGACAGCUGGUUGUAUCCGGAUCUGUGGAUAAAACGGUCACAUUGUAUGAUGGAUCUCAGGGAGUUCUGCUUCACACUUUGAGCCAACACGAAAGGUACGUGACCGCCUGUGCCUUCUCACCCUCGCUGCCCUACCUCGCCUCGGGCUCCAUGGACAAUACGGUGAUCGUGUGGCGACUGGGGGACGGCUUGAGCGAAGCACCAGCUGCUGUGUGCCAAGGAAGGAAGUGCGCGGGUCACUCCGGGCUGCUGGUGAGCGACUGGGCCGAGGAGCACGUGGCCGCCUGGCUGGCCGAGGAGGGCCUGGAGGAGCUGGUCAGCGCCUUCAAGGGCCACAACAUCGACGGACCUGAGCUCCUGAGCCUGACCAGAGACACCCUGGCCAGAGAGCUGAGCAUCGAUUCAGUGGGGCUUCGCGGGAAGGUUAUGCGUAAGAUUGAGGAGCUGAGGGCUGCCCUGGUUGGCUCGGCGGCUCCGGAUGAGUUCCUGUGCCCCAUCACCCAGGAAGUCAUGAAGGACCCCGUCAUCGCAGCUGAUGGCUUCUCCUACGAACGGGAGGCGAUGGAGAGCUGGAUCGGCGCCAAGAACCGCACCAGCCCCAUGACCAACCUGCCCCUGCAGACCACCCUGCUCAUCCCCAACAGGAUGCUCAAGAUGGCCAUCGGCCGCUGGAGAGCCACCCAGUGAUGGAGAGCUCCUCUGGUCCGCCUGGAGCUGAUCAACUGGCUUCACUGACAGAAGAAAAACAACAUGCUGCUGACAUAAAAUGUGCUUUUAUGCUAUGAUGAUCAAUAAUGGUUAUUCCCAGCUUUUCUUUGCCUCUGUUCAUUUAAGAAUGUGGUCAUUUGGAAGACAUAUGGUACUUAUGGUUAAAUCCCAGUCACAUGGGGUGACAGAAAACUGCCGUACAGCGUGACUAAUAAUAAUAAUAAUAACCCUCGAGCUAUGGGAGCGAAUGAACUGUAAUUGUAUAUAAUCAUAAAUGCUUUUAAGGCCCAUUUCCCAAAGACAUGUAGCUUUAAAAAGUACAGUUGUGCACUUUUGCACUGCAGAUUUGGAGUCUGAGCCAAUCAAAUGACUGCCCUUUGAGCAACUAGUAGUUUUACCCAUGUUCAACUGACAAAAGCAUCUGACUACAUCCGCGUGCCUCAAUCCCAAUGGCUGUGGCUAUAAAUAAAUAUCAAUAAAUAAAGAUUAGAUUUUAAA